This is a messenger RNA of Lingula anatina, 1332 nucleotides long. RefSeq lists its product as uncharacterized. Lineage: Eukaryota; Metazoa; Brachiopoda; Lingulata; Lingulida; Lingulidae. The record is from RefSeq and is a predicted model, not a curated record.
CCUGAAAAAUAGACCCGUAUUUACAGUGUCGGCUCGGUAAAAUGACACUUUUCUUUAAAUAAACUUUCCACGAAUUCGCACAUGCGCGCAUCACUUCAAACAACAAUAAAGGAGUCACAAUUUUUCAGAACAAUUUACAAAAGCCAGGGCACCCCGAUUGGUUGGUUGUAUAAGUUCACUCAAAGCACAGAGACAUGUCGGCAGCUCGAAGGCAAAUUCCCGGGGUAUAUGGAUGGGACAAUAACGGGCUUGAAUCUGACAACCAUGGGCAUUUUGGAAGAGAACAAGAUAUUGAAAUGAGAAACACUGGGCAGAGUGACGUCAUAACCGAACCCCCAUCAGCAGACAAGCCGGUCAUAGAAGGAAAACCUGGGACAAGAAAAUGGUAUGCAAACAUACAUAGGUUCAAUGCCGAACAUUUGCGACAGAAGAAAGAGAAGAAAAAGAGUGAGAGAAAGCCCAAGACGAAAAAGAGGCUCUGUUGGGACGUGUUUGUUCGUAUCCUAUCUAUUGGUUUUACAGUCUGGGAUUUAUACGCAGACUGGAGUUUCUAUGUGGAGCCGAAGAGUGAUGAAUGCAAAAGUUCCGAAGACGCGUGGCUCGGCCUAACAAUACUGGCCUCCGUUCUUGCCUGCUUGCAACUUUUGCACUUUAUAAACGAUACUGUCAUAGACAUACGUCAAAUCAGGUCUAAUAGCAUGGACGUUAAAGGGAUAUUCGGCAAAUUCAGGCUGAAAAAACCCUUUGAGAUAUUGACACUGUUCCUUUCGAAAAUACCGCAAGGAAUUUUACCGUUAGUAUUUCAUUGCUUCUGCAGUGGGGAACCGGAUGGAGUCGACACAAUUAAACUGCUGACUAAGUUGGCAAAAUCAUCAGCAGUCACCGAUUUUUUCUCCGUAUUUGUUCGAAGCCUAGAGACUGAUGCUGGGAUUUGGUUUAAUUGCAACCCCUGCUGUAGAAAACCAUACUAUAAAAUAGAGAAUAGCGGUUGCUAUCGCAUGGUAACAAUAAGAAAGACGGGUGAAGUUGUAUUUUGUCAGUGUUGCUAUAUUUGCUGCCUAUAUGAAAUGAUCCCAAACCACGGAUGCUACUGUUCCACAUGCUUCGUCAAAUGUGAAGACCGCUGCACAUGCGAAAGAGAUUGGUGCAAACGCACUGCGCCUACCGACUGGAACUGGUGGGAGACGUUGGUUUCUUGGAUAAACCGUUUUUUGUACUUGGGGAGUUUGGCCAUUGUUACUCUGCGUGUCCUUGUUGAUUUGAGUUCUUUUACUUGUUCAAAGUAAUUUUAGAUUGACACUCGCCAACAGUGUAUCAGAAAUCAUGACUCAA